Molecule: messenger RNA, 2196 nt
Organism: Brugia malayi
Lineage: Eukaryota; Metazoa; Nematoda; Chromadorea; Rhabditida; Onchocercidae
Gene: Bm818
Exons: 16
Coding region: 1-2196 (731 amino acids)
Biological process (GO): protein ubiquitination; ubiquitin-dependent protein catabolic process via the N-end rule pathway
Cellular component (GO): cytoplasm; ubiquitin ligase complex
Molecular function (GO): ubiquitin protein ligase activity
Source: RefSeq, a predicted model, not a curated record
AUGGAAUCUGCGGAGGAAAUGAUAGAAUCUACAGAAGAAGCAAUGGAAUCCGCGGAAGAAAUGACAGAAUCCACGGAAGAAGCAAUGGAGUCUGCGGAAGAAGAAUCUGGAUCUGUAGAAGGAGCAGGGGGAGGAUCUAUGGAAAUAUCAGGAUCAGCGGAAGAAGAAGGAGGAUCUAUGGAAGCAUCGCUGCCGGGACCUGCGGAAAUAGAAUCGAGGUCUGAGGCAAGAAUUGGAGUAUCUGCGGAAAGGGCAUCGAGAUCUGAGGUAAGAAUGCCAGGAUCUGCGGGAAGAAGGUCGAGAUCUACACGAAGUGUAUCGAUAUCUGCAAGAGUAUUGCCAUCGAUACCAUCAGAAUAUCUCUGUUCAAUUUGCAAUAAUAUAACAUUGAACUCAUCGAUGUAUCCUAUUGGACUUUUGUGUCGCGUAACUGUUAAUUAUGCUAUUGAACGUAGUUUAUCAGCUGAUUACUCAUUAUCACCUAAUGAUUACUCAUCAUUAAUGGAUAUGAAUGGUAAAGCAGGCAUUUGUGUAACUGAGAUGAUGAAGCAAAAAUUUGAAUUUGCCCUAUGGAGAUACCUAACUGUUGUUUCACCAAAAUAUGCAAAUUUAGUUUAUGUUCCUAGUGGUAUUGAUGUCAAAACAUGUGGACAUUAUGCGCACUUUAAAUGUUUUCGAAAUUAUAUUGGACCAUUAUAUCGUGAUCCCUAUUCACUGACCAUUCCACUGUUAUGGUCAGUGAAACUUCCAUGUCCAGCAUGUUAUGAAAUUGCUCAUUGCCUUUUACCUAUUAUUCCCAAACGUAGAUUUCAACGAAAACGAUUGCAUAUGCUUAAUGAUGAUACAAGUAAAGUAUUACUUACUACAACAAUCGAUAAUUUAAUAUGCUCUGGUGCUGAUCAAAUAAGUGAAGAGUGGACAGAUAAUUGGCGUGACAGACAUUGCGACGAUGGUAUGAGAAUUCAACCUUCUGUAAUUGGCAUUGUAAAAGGUAAAUGUGAGAGGAAUAUUUUAUCGUCAGAAUUAAACUUUUCACAAUUACCUAAUGCUGAACUACCUACGAAAUUCGUAAUUUAUGGCGGACGAUAUUAUAGUGAUGCGAUUGAUCUUGAAUUUGCAAAAUAUGAAUGGAAAGAGCUAACAUUUGGUUUUGAUCCUACAGCAUCGGAUGAAUCCAUUCAAUCUGAUUCUAAUUUUAUGGAAUCUCUUGAAUCAAAUCUAAUUACUGAAGCAAGCAGAACGGAGCAAGAAAACAUGAAUAUGCCAAUGGUAUUAUUCGAUUUGAAAACAACCUUAAUUCGUCUUAGCAUUUAUAUUAUCACAAGUGAUUGUUCAGUGAUUAACGAAAAGAGAGUUAUGCUUCGUUUCAUCUAUCAAAUGAUCUUAGCUGCAGUAAUGAUUCGUACAGCAAUUUUAUCAGUGAUACGUAUGCCAUUACCACAAGCAUUAUCAGUAUUAAAUUUAACAUCUAGCGAUAAUGUUGAAUUUGAUUAUGAAGAAGCAAUGAGAUAUGCUUGUACAGAUUUAUCACGUCUUACGGCACAAUUAUGGCAUGAAUGUGAUAUAUUAGUUUAUAAUAAUGGUUAUCAUAUUGGCCACGAAACAUUUAUGAAUAUUUACAAGCAGCUAACAGGUCAAAAUGAUUUUCAUUUUUCACCUCAAUUAAUACCAGAAGUUCGCAUUGAUAAAUGGACCAAAGAAGUAAUGCAAUGGAUUAAUGACGAAUAUUUUCAUAUGCGUUUAUGCAUGGAACCAUUAAUAUGGCGUCGAUUUACACUUAUAAAACCAUCACAAAAUUACUGUGAAAUAUUUUUACUAUCUUGCUUUCAACAAUGUCGUCUAUGCGCCAGAAAAUCAACACAUCAAUACUUGUGUCUUCUUUGUGGACGAUUGUUAAACCUUGAUCGAAUCUGCUAUGAUAUAUCAAAAUGUUUAUCUUUUCAUGCAAAUGAAUGUGGCAAUAGUGCGGCAUGCUUUUUGUCAAUUUCAAAUAGAUUAAUUUUAAUCGUUUUGGGUCAAUUAGGAGCAUUUUGGGGUCAUUUGUAUUUAGAUGCAAACGGGCAUGAAGUUGAUGAUUUAACAAGUUCUGUACCGCUGUAUCUAUCAGAAGAACAAUUCCGCAAAUUGAUCGAAGAUUGGAUACUUCAAUCAUUUCAAAUAGUAUUCAGAGAUCUUACAGAAUUGAUUGUUGAUUGA